AUGAACACCCUCUUUACCAUCGCCUUAUGUUUGACCUUCGCCGCCACCACCCUUGCUUUUAAUCCAAUGAUAGGCGGUAUGGGUAUGAUGGGAGGUAUGGGUAUGAUGGACCCCUACAUGAUGGGUAUGGGAGGACUUGGUAUGAUGGGAGGUAUGGGAGGACUUGGUAUGAUGGGAGGUAUGGGAGGUAUGGGUAUGAUGGGUGGUAUGUACAACCCAAUGAUGAUGGGUUAUGGUGGACUCGGUAUGCUCGGUGGAAUGGGCGGAUACGGUAUGAUGGGCGGUAUGCUCGGUGGAAUGGGCGGAUACGGUAUGAUGGGAAAAUAA
This is a messenger RNA of Lottia gigantea (owl limpet), 327 nucleotides long. RefSeq lists its product as hypothetical. Bases 1 to 327 code for a protein of 108 amino acids. The record is from RefSeq and is a predicted model, not a curated record. NCBI's taxonomy places the organism in Eukaryota, Metazoa, Mollusca, Gastropoda, Lottiidae. The transcript has a single exon.